Messenger RNA from Fonsecaea multimorphosa CBS 102226, 1269 nucleotides. RefSeq lists its product as uncharacterized. Gene Ontology annotation, molecular function: zinc ion binding; hydrolase activity. The transcript is spliced from 3 exons. The record is from RefSeq and is a predicted model, not a curated record. Bases 1 to 1269 code for a protein of 422 amino acids. Lineage: Eukaryota; Fungi; Ascomycota; Eurotiomycetes; Chaetothyriales; Herpotrichiellaceae.
AUGCUGAUCGGCAUCUGCGGCUCCAUCUGCGCGGGCAAACACACCACAGCCGAGUAUCUUGUGCAACGGGAAGGCUUUCUUCGCCUGCAUCUCCCAACACCACCACAGCAUUUCCAAUCGUCGGCGUCGCAAGGUCCCUCUCCCGACUACCGCCGCCUCCUGCCCACCAUCACCGACCAAAUCGGCACGCGUGGCCUCUCUUUUCCCGACGUCGAGUCUCUGUUGGAUUUCGUCACCAAGCGAUGGCGCGAGCACUGGGUUCUGACCGACAUCUACGACGAAGCCACGCUGGAGAUAUUGCUCAGAAGGCCGUUCUUCAUGUUGCUGAACGUGGAUGCGCCCCUGGGGACGAGGUUUGAGCGGUUCACUCGGCGGUGUGUGAAACGCAAACUCUUACCAAUGUCCCUCACGAACUUCGUUUUCUACAACGACCUCAAAAUGUACGGAUCUCGUACCCUGGCUUCGGACGCCUUCACCGACGCCAACGGGCACCACACCUCCGUGCGCUCAUCAUCGACGACCACCGACACAACCGACACCACCGACACCGCCGACGGUCAAACCGAGGAGGAUCUUUCAAUGUCACAAACCGCGCUCCUUCCACUGCUGUCCCACACCCACCUGUCCAUCCUCAACUCCUUUCCAAGCAUCUCUGCAUACCACACCUUCCUCGACACGCUCGACCUCCCUUCCCCCCUCCGCCUCCGACCCACAUGGGACGCCUACUUCAUGACCCUGGCCUCCCUGGCCUCGCACCGCUCCAACUGCAUGAAACGCCGCGUGGGCUGCGUCCUGGUCCACAACUUCCGCAUCAUCUCCACGGGCUACAACGGCACACCCCGCGGACUCGUUAAUUGCAACGAAGGGGGGUGUCCCAGGUGCAACGGGUCCGGUAACGCCGGUGGUGUCGCGCUGAGUACCUGUCUGUGUUUACACGCCGAGGAGAACGCGCUGCUCGAGGCCGGCCGGGAGCGUAUAAGGGACGGCGCGGUCUUGUAUUGUGAUACGUGCCCGUGUCUGACUUGCUCGGUCAAGAUCGCGCAGGUCGGGGUCAAGGAGGUCGUGUAUAGUCAGAGCUACAAUAUGGACGACGCCAGUCGCGAGGUUUUACAGGAUGCGGGAGUCGUUCUGAGGCAGUUUGUCCCCAAGACGAGCGGGCUUGUGGGCUUUGAUCUUCCCGAAACGGAUGACGGGUCGGUUGAUCAUGUCUACGAAGAUGGAGGAAAACAAGGGCAGGAGAUGAUCGUCUCGAAUGGCAGAAGGUUGUGA